GAGAGAAAGAAGCAGCAUCCACCAUUUUCAGACGGCCAAAGUGCUACUUCCCUCCAAGUCCCCCAAGCAGCAAUCCAAGUGCAAUACUAUACUCUAGCCAUUGUAACCCCCCUCUGGAUUCUAUUCUCAUUAUCCCCGUCCUCCCGAAGUGCCCACUGAGGAAACAAAAUUGAAAGGCCUCCACGUGGUUACCGAUCUCCCCUAGUUCUCUCAGGAUCUUCCCUCUGGAUGAAAUUGGUCUGACGCUAGAGUGGGAGAGCACUGCCAGUCGGGCAUCUCUUUUCCAUGACCAAACACGAUCGCUCCUACUCCAGCGCCGAGGUGUCGAGAGAGACCACCGAAAACCUCUACGAGUUGGGACUUCUCAAUCGUCCUCGUUCAAGGUCUCGGACAAGCACAAACGAUUCGAAACCGGCCCACCACUGUAAGACCUCCAGCAGCAGCGUUCCUUUUUCUUGCGGCGGCGAAACUCCCUUCCUCCAGCGUUGCUUUUCCACAGUCAAUUAGUGUUUCAGCAGGACAAAGCGAGGAAAACGAUAGAACUGACUCAUGGUGUUGUACCUCCCAGACCAGGUCUCGCGAGCCCGUCACGACGGAUAUCCUCCUCGCGCGGCCUCAUCACUGGGCGCCUCUUCUCACAAUUCGACCUUCAAGCAGUCUAGUAUUUCCUCGGGCACAUUGGGUAGACCGCAUACCCCGAACAACCAUCGUCCGCGUACGAGGGACCAACGGCCGCCUCCUUCCCCCACGACAAGCGUUCCUGGAGCUGGGCAUCCCAUGGCCGGCAUGCUCGACUCCGACCGCUCACGAUCACGACGAGAAAGGACAUUUGUUGGAGGGGAAUGCGCCGCUUGCGAAGAGCUGCUGGAACAUACACUGAGGGGGGAGAGGGUUCUACAGUUCUCCUGUGGCCAUGUCGCCCACGAGGCUUGCUUCUACGAAUACAUUCGCGACUCGGACUCCCAAUAUUGCCCAACAUGCGACGCUCCCUUGAGUCUGGAUUCUUUCCGCGGUGGCAGCAUCCUGGAUCUGACCAAACUGAGUAAUAUGGUCCGAGCCGUCGCUUCCAAAGAUGUAUCUUCACCAAGGAGUUCACAAAAUACACCCAUGCCUUGGGAGCCCAGUAGGCAGGUGGUCCAGGACGACACUUACAGCUCACAAGCUGUGAGUGAAAGACUCAGCCGCGAGAACCCCAACCGAGACAGUCGAGAUAGCCAAAGAAUGCGCAUCGAACGCCUCGGCAUCGGUCAUGGCACCGGUCAUGGCACCGGUCAUGGCACUCUCGGAUCACAGACUCAUUCACGUAACGACAGCGGCAAUGCCUCCUCGACCGACUACGCCAAUGACCAUGCGGGUCAUCCACGAAAGCACGAUUAUGACCUCCACGCUAUGGAAACCACCGUCCCAGGAACUCAGACCAAAGAUAUGAAGCAGCCCAUCCCGGUCCCUAUUGUCACCGUUCGCAGUGAGUAUCCGACCUUGACUCGGUCCCGUCAACAGCAGACUGUUACGUGCCUCGUUACUAUUGAAGUUCCCGAAGGUAAAUUCCAUGGUCAACUCGAAGAAAUGCAGAACACGCCUCCGGUCCCACCCCUUCCCAGCGACUCUGGCGUCGGUAUUCCAGCAAUGCAUAGACACCAGGAAAUCCAGCGGCCACCUCUCGCGUACGAGUCUUCAGAAAUCCUUGACGAAAUUACCGAAGAACUGAGGAUGCGUGUGGAUAAUUGGCAUGGGCUCGAGUUUCAGAGAUUUGGAAAAUUACGCCUGCAUAGUGUCAUCAGGGUGGGCAAGGACCGUCACUCCUGGCAAGAGCUUGAGUGCUACCUGUUCGGAGAGAUGCUCAUUUGUGUCAAGGAGAAGAAGAACGCUCAGCCUCCAUUGAUCACCGAUUCCGGCCGCAAACUGACGAGAUGCACACUGAAAGGCUCGAUUCUGAUCAAGAAACACUUGCGGCAGGUGCAUGCAUCUCCAGACGAGUGCAUCUUGACGUUGAAUUUGUCCGUGGCCGAGCUGCCUACAUUCCAUCUUUUGUUCCAGGACCGAGACAAGCUGGAAAUCUGGCAACGAGCUCUGCGAGACCUUCAUGCCACCGAGCCCUCUCCGCGUUUCAACCAGGACUACGAACCGGACACCUCCGGCACGGAUGAGGAAGAGUACGGCCGGCAGACCACGCGCAAUGUCCGACGUGUGCCUUCAGUUGCCUCGUCCUACGGAGGACCCAGGUCGGCUACGACGGCAGCCACGGAAUAUUCGAUGUCGAAGAACAUGGUCGAUAAGCGGGUUCCUCCCUCACUCCACGUCCCCAUAGACAUUGUCGUUGUCAUUCCUGUGUCUUCCUCGAUGCAAGGUCUGAAAAUUACCCUUCUGAGGGAUACACUGCGUUUCCUGGUGCACAACUUGGGCGACCGCGAUCGGAUGGGUCUCGUCACCUUUGGUUCGAGUGGCGGAGGAGUUCCGGUGGUUGGGAUGACCACCAAGACGUGGAGUGGAUGGAACAAAGUGCUGAAUUCGAUUCGACCCGUUGGACAGAAGAGUUUGCGGGCGGACGUGGUGGAUGGCGCCAAUGUGGCCAUGGAUCUCUUGAUGCAACGCAAAGCCGCAAAUCCGAUCUCGACUAUCCUCCUGAUCAGCGAUUCCUCGACAUCCGAAAUGGAAGGCGUGGAUUUCGUUGUUCAGAGAGCCGAAGCUGCAAAGGUCGGUAUAUACUCUUUUGGCCUGGGUCUCACCCACAAACCAGAGAGCAUGCUUGAGCUGUCGAGUCGGACAAAAGCAUCGUAUCUUUACGUCAAGGAUUGGAUGAUGCUCCGCGAAUGUGCGGGUGGCGUCCUGGGCGCGCUUCAGUCGAUAUCUCACCAGAACGUGAAGCUCAAGCUCAAGUUGCCUGAAGGAUCGCCCGCGAAGUUCGUCAAAAUCAACGGUGCUCUCCAGACGACGAAGAGAGCCACCGGUCGGGAUGCAGAGGCAAGCUUGGGAGACCUCCAUUUUGGCGACAAACGCGACGUGCUGGUGCAGUUGGUGAUCGACCCGGACACCUCGACCUCGGAGCCUGCACCACAGGAUGCUUGGGAAUCGAUAGUGUCGGGUCUCGAAGCUCUGGGUGGUUCCCUUGAUACCGAUGAUCAGAGGAUUCAAAGCGUGGAGGAACUGCCAUUGCUCCAAGCGGAUCUCUCCUUUGGCGAUCUGCACCGGGAAGGCUCCAUGGUGCAAUUACCCCGGCCAUCACUCCUGACCAUCACCAUGUUACCCUCGAAUCGUCGCUCGCGCCAGAAUGGAAGACCGCCAACACCUCCCAUCCCUCCCCAUCCAUCCAUCGUGCAAAGGCGCAUGGAGCUGCUGACGUCCGACAUGCUGAGUCGCUCCCUCACUCUUGUCCAGCGCGGUCAGCACGAGCGUGCGCAUCACCUGUUGAACGAAACAAGAACUAUUCUGAAAGGGUUGGCGAAAGGCGGGCUGCCACCACUGCCUCCAGGCGCCACUCAUCCGGUCAAUAAACGCCACAGUCCGCAGUCAAAAGCCGGAAGUCCCAGAGCUGCCACCCCGGACCACGCCCGCGACCACAGCCCCCAUUCAGACGCCAGCACCCCUAUUCCGCGCUCGACUAAUGUUGAUCACACCAUCAUGAAUGCUCUCGACGCCGACAUCGAAGCCAGCCUUGAGUGGAUCAACCAUCCCGCCGUGUUCUCACGCGACUCACGCAAAGCAGUUCUCCAGGCCAUUGGAGUGAUCUCGUCCCAACGGGCUUAUACCUUUAGAACUGCAUCCGAAUCCUUAUGGGCGGAACGAGUCACCGGGGUCAAGAGGCUCACGGAGCAGUCGAGGGAAUGGAGGGAGACAGGCGACGACGCUCUGACUGAAGAGUAAUGAGGCCUUUACGACAUGAUUCUAUGUACAAAUUCCUCCCAUAUGUGCAUGUUCAUUUUCUUGAUUAUGUUGCCUGUUCUAAGAUCAGCGAAGAAAGAACCCCCUGUGUGGAGCGAAAGAGCUUACUACAGCACUUCAAAAGUUGAGCGGUUCCAUGUGUUUUGUUUUGGAGUAUUAUACCCAAUGUAACAGAAGCGGCUUGAUGAUAGCGGUCAAAGCGACAUUCCAUAGAUUACGCCCUGCUCGGUGCAUAGUAUUGCAGCUGUCAAAUCUCCAUCGCACUUGGACAUAGUA
Cladophialophora immunda is the source of this 4155-nucleotide messenger RNA. RefSeq lists its product as hypothetical. The coding region runs from base 550 to 3861 and encodes 1103 amino acids. Lineage: Eukaryota; Fungi; Ascomycota; Eurotiomycetes; Chaetothyriales; Herpotrichiellaceae. The transcript has 3 exons. The record is from RefSeq and is a predicted model, not a curated record.